AUGUACGCCAUUGCGAACGAUGGAGAUGACUUGGAGAACCUCGAGAGCAUUUUUCUACGUUAUUACAUUAGGAAAACACUGGACGAGUACAUUGAUUAUUCGCUGGACAACGUUAGUUCGCUGCAAACCAGACUGAAUCCCAACAGAAAGACGGUACUGUACAUUCAUGGCUACACGGAGAACCUGCAAAGGGAGAGCGUACGGACGGUGGUGCAAGCGUAUCUCAACCAAGACAAUCACAACACCAUCGCGUUAAGUUACGCUAAAUUGGCGAACGGGACGUACACGAAAGUGGUGAAGAAUAUUGUUCAGGUUGGAGCCGUUGUUGCGCUGUUUCUCGACAACAUGGAAAAAACAGGCUUUAAUACGGAGAAACUGCACAUCGUCGGCCAUUCCAUGGGCGCCCAUGUCGCUAGCUAUAUCAGCAGAAAAGUCAAUUUUUCGGUCCCUAGAAUCACAGGUUUGGAUCCUGCCGGCCCUUUCUUUAAUUUCCUGGAGCCCCAUCUCUCGUACCAUGAUGCGCGUUUUGUGGACAUCAUACACACAGACUACGCAUAUUACGGUAUUGCCGUAAGCACAGGCACAGUGGAUUUCUUCCCGAACGGCGGUCAUCGUAUACAACCCGGUUGUCCGGAAAAGAUUAAAGUCUUCAGCGCGGCUGAUUUCUGCAGUCAUCAUCGUUCCUGGGAAUUCUACGCUGAGUCUGUAACCAAUGAGUCAUCCUUCCUGGGGGUGCAUUGUUCUUCAUGGCCUGACUUCUUGUCUGGCAAUUGUAACAAUAAUACCCCGAUCUUCAUGGGUUACAGGGCAUCACGGGCUCCGAACAUCAUGGAGGGCAAUGUUUAUUUGAAGACGGCCGCGCAAAGUCCUUUCGGGCUGGAGAAAAAAGGAGCUCAAGGUACCGUUAUGUAAUACGAUGACCGACGACUAUAUUACGUGGAAUUGCAACGUAGAAAAAAUACAUCAUGAGAUCUAUCAACGGGGACAGACCUUAUCAAUAAAAGAAAAACCACCAAUAUAUCGACCUCAACGUCACAUAUUCUGCUAGGCUACGUUCAUCGUAUAUUAAUGAACAAUCGAGUAUAGCGUUUUAGUUUACUUACCGUAAUAACGAGUAGGUAAUCGUCAUUGUAUUACUUCACACAGCAAGUUUCCCGCUUCACGCAGUAACGUUGUCAGUUCGAAGAUAUUUUCACGUUUCAGAUCCUUUUC
This is a messenger RNA of Harpegnathos saltator (Jerdon's jumping ant), 1212 nucleotides long. RefSeq names its product lipase member H-B. The transcript has 7 exons. Gene Ontology annotation, biological process: lipid catabolic process. Lineage: Eukaryota; Metazoa; Arthropoda; Insecta; Hymenoptera; Formicidae. The record is from RefSeq and is a predicted model, not a curated record. Gene Ontology annotation, molecular function: serine hydrolase activity; lipase activity. The coding region runs from base 1 to 912 and encodes 303 amino acids.